Molecule: messenger RNA, 968 nt
Organism: Limanda limanda (common dab)
Lineage: Eukaryota; Metazoa; Chordata; Actinopteri; Pleuronectiformes; Pleuronectidae
Exons: 4
Coding region: 1-711 (236 amino acids)
Biological process (GO): adaptive immune response
Cellular component (GO): membrane
Molecular function (GO): signaling receptor activity
Source: RefSeq, a predicted model, not a curated record
AUGGACAUCGAUCUAAUAGAUGAUAAAACAUUUGACUCUCGGACCACCUCUGCAGAGCUGAUCUUCAGGCGUCUCACGCAGAACCAGUCCCUGGAGUUCUCCUGCCCCCUUCAGCGGGAGCUCGGCAGCCUGAGGGGUCUCCACCUGUACCACCGCAGGGCCCAGAGCCAGACCACCCUGCUGUCCAUGGCAGAGGGCGGCGAGCUCAGGGUGGACCCCGAGCGGAGGGGCCGUCUGCAGCUGGGUGGAGGGCUGGACUCUCUGAGGGUCAACGUGACCAUGACCCAGUUACAGCCCAGUGACACAGGACUGUACAUGUGGGAGCUGAGCUUCAGGGGGGAGGAGCUCCUGCUCAGUGACACACAGCUCUUCUUACUGGUUGAAGGCAGAGGGAGGCCGUGCCAGUGCUCUCCCAGUUACCCCCCCCUGCUGCUCACCAUCUUUGCAGCAGCAGGACUCAUCGGGCUCACACUCAGCUGGCUGGCCACAGACAGAUGUCUGAAGGCGAGGCGUCAUCACAGACCACAACCUCCUGUUCCCAUCUAUGAGGAAAUGACCAGGAAGCAGCAGCGCGCCGCGGUUCCCCAAAAUAACCAGGAGGACCCGUCACACCUGGAGGAAGACGACUUCCCUUUGUACGCAAACCCAAACAUCCGGCAACCACAGGACAACUACUACGCCUGCCCCAGACAGCUCUCCCUCAGAGCCUGAGCUGAUGCUGGCUUGGAACUAAUGGUGCGGUACAGGAAGUGACACGUGACCUGAGAGCUGCGGCCCGUGCACUGGUCCUCUCAGUGUGAUGCAACAAAGGCAAAGAGAGACGAGCAGGCAAAUAACCAAAUGUCACGUUUUUUAACAGCCAAGAAAAACGAUGCUAUUUUAUUAAUAUUUGAAAGAAGCUCCAUAGUUCAUGAAAACAUUUGUUUCGGUGCAUGUCAUUUAACAAUCACAUUCUAUGAGGAGAAAGA